Molecule: messenger RNA, 390 nt
Organism: Physella acuta
Lineage: Eukaryota; Metazoa; Mollusca; Gastropoda; Physidae
Product: large ribosomal subunit protein bL27-like
Biological process (GO): translation
Cellular component (GO): mitochondrial large ribosomal subunit; ribosome
Molecular function (GO): structural constituent of ribosome
Source: RefSeq, a predicted model, not a curated record
AUGUCUUUGAGCCAGCUUUUCACAAGCUGGAAACUGCCCUCCGCAGCCGUGACAUUACUUAAAGCAUUACCUGCAUUAAAUAAUCAGCCUGUCAGGUUUGCAGCUAAAAAGGCAGGAGGCACAGUGCGAAACCCAAUUGGUAGAACAAAAAGAAAACACAGAGGCAUUAAAGCUCAUGAUGGACAGUUUGUUCACAAGGGCUCUGUGAUUGCUACACAGUACGGCAUCAGGUUCUAUCCAGGAGAGAAUGUUACAAUGGAUAAUGACUGGACCCUGCGAGCAGCUUACGAUGGUAUUGUUGUACAUACAAGUGAGGUACUGAAUCCUUACCCUGACAGCCCUCUUUAUGAUCCAGUACAGAAAGGGACAUCCAUGGUGCAAGAGAAGUAG